This is a messenger RNA of Phytophthora sojae, 3639 nucleotides long. RefSeq lists its product as hypothetical. The transcript has 5 exons. The record is from RefSeq and is a predicted model, not a curated record. NCBI's taxonomy places the organism in Eukaryota, Oomycota, Peronosporomycetes, Peronosporales, Peronosporaceae. The coding region runs from base 1 to 3639 and encodes 1212 amino acids.
AUGGACGUCGAUGUCGCGGCGGCGGCGGGCCAGCUCUCGCAGGCGGACAUCAUCGAGCGGCAGGCGGAGACCAUCGCGCGGCUGCAGCGGCAGGUGCGCAAGGGCAGCGAGUACAAGCAGCUGACCAAGUCCAAGCUCAAGGAGGCGGCCGCGCGCCUGAAGGAGUACCGCCUGCGCCAGCUGAAGCGCGCGGCCGGAAAGGCGAAGAGGUCCGUGAAGGACGCUUUUAGUCAGACGGACGAGCGGAAGACGCUGACGCGCGCGAGUCAGACGCAGUUAAGUGGUGCCGUGCAACGAGUUAACAAGAAGACGCUGGUGGACAAUGGUGUGCAGACGGUGGACAGUGGUGUGUCCAGGAAGAGAGGCAGGGACCGACAAGUGCCCGCCUCCACGCAGACCGAGACGGACCAGUUGGUGCCCAAACUAUCGCGCGACCUGAAGGAGAUGGACACGCAGGUGCUGAUGGAGGAUGUGGCUUCUGCUGGACAGGACGCAGGGACGGUGUGGACGUCGCCGGAGCCCCUGCAGCUGGAGCUUCCGAUGCUGGGGACGUCGGACGCGGCGUUCCCGCACGAGACGAGCGCAGCGUUGGACGCCGAGUUGGCGUUCAGUGACUCGGACGACGGAGAGGGACAGGUGGACACUGCGAAGGAGGACACUUCAGUUGAGACGAAGGAAAGUGGAGCGUGUGGGUCUGGAUUGGCUGGGGGCUUCAACCCCACGGUGCUGGAUGAGAUCGACAAGGAGCUGGCGAGUAGCAGCGACGAGGACGAGGGCGGAGAAGGACAGAAGAGGAAGCAAGGAGAAGGAGAAGCAGGAAGUAGUGGUAAGCGUGAUCCAGCUGGAGUGUCGUUGCUAGAUGGACUCGAUCCGGCUGUGGCGAAUGAGAUUGACAAAGACCUGGAGACCAGUAGCGAUGAAGAAGACGACGACGAGAACGAUGAAGGCCGAAUCGAUGGUGGAGGACGGGCAGCUGAAGCAGCUCCAGCUAGCAAGGUCGGUGCGGAUGUAGGUGGUGACCGUUCUGCUGCCAAAGCAAGUGGAAGUGGGCAUUCACUGCUGAGAGGGAUGGAUCGGGCGAUUUCCAGUGCGAUUGAUGAUGAUCUGGUAACGAGCAGCGACGAUGAAGACGAAGUAGAGAAACCAAACAUCCGUGGCAACCCGAAAGAGCCCAAACAAACAGGUUCAGCGAACGGAGUGGAAGCGAAUAUGCCCACCGGCAAGCGGACACUGAUGUCUAUCGACGACGAGCUGGACGGCGAAUUUGCAGCUUGGGAUUCCGACUCUAAGGAGGAUGCAGGUUCCAGCUCCAGCAGCUCCAGCAGUGGCAGUGAUUCAAGCGAUAGCAGCGACAGCGACUCGGAUGAAGACGCGGAUGAUCCAAUGAUUGGUACUGUGGACAAGAAGGAGGUGAGUUUAGCACGCGGUGGAGUUGCCAUCGACAAGAGCGCAACAUUGAAAAUCAGCAGCUUCACAGCAACGCCAGUGGUUGCUGCGUUCACAGAAGAGAUAUACUCUCCAAUAGUGGAAGUCGAUCCCCAGCCAAAGGCCCCCGAGCCUCUGAAGCUGAAUGGUACAACAGAAACAAUUAGCCAGUCAGAGGAAAAGCCCAGCGUUCAUGCUGCGUCUCAGCAGACACCAGUCCAAGCCCGUAGCCCAGACGCUGUCAACGCGAACAAGGCUGCGGGUGAAGACGUCGUCAAUGCUGCUGAAACAAUCGGAGCUAUGGACAUCGAACCUUCGUCAUCUAUUGCGGACUCUUCAAGCAUAUCACCAUCGAAGCAGGCAGCAGUUGUGUCUCCACGGAUCAACUUGGAUGAACUAACAGACGCAGCAGCAGAUUCUACUCAGUCAAACGCAACUUCGGCGGUUGUAUCUCCCAAUCCUGCUGUGAGCUCGAUGAUGGAGCUUGCUGAAUCCACCGAGCAAGGCAAAAGAACUGAAGGUAGAUCUACUGAUCCAGGGGCGACUUCGGCGGUUGUCUCGCAUGAUGCUGCGUCGAACUUGAUGGUAGAGCCUACCAAACGCUCUGAGCAAGAUGACUCUCAUGGUAGCAAGACUCCACCUCACGCGCAGCCUUCUGCCCCGACGAAAGGCGAUAUCGUUGGAAAGACCCGGAAAGCAGAAGAAGCAAACCUAUAUAGCAGAACUCAAACCAUCGCCAAGAAGAAGAUAAAGGUUGGAGGAGGGGCCUCUGUACCAGUCGUGGACGCAGCACAAGGGCGGACAGCAAAUCCGCCUACAAAUGCAACUACAGAAGCCAAGAAGACGGAGACUAAGCCUGCAGCUCGACCUGAAUCCAAGGAAGAGGUGCAGAUCAAGAAAUUUCUCGCAGGGUUCACGAAAUCCAUCGCCCUGACCAAGGGGGAAGAGGCCGAUAAAGACUACUCGAGGCGCACCAUCGCUCUACUGGUCAACCAGAGCUCCAAGUUUGUCGAUGCAAACCUUGCUCACAGAACACUGCGCCACGUUCUUGCAGAUUCGUACCGUGAGCUGGGAGUCACACCAAUGACCGUGCUGCGUGGAGUGCUAGGGAUUUUCCGGGCCCUUCAAUCUCGACGUUUGAUGCAAGACCGAAGGCUGGGCCUUAGCUGGCUCUGUAAUGAGCUGCUGUUAAAAUUAGUGCGUAUCGGCGACGCAGCCUCGGGAUCGAUGUGUCUGUCAACGGUGGAGGAGUGCUUAGAGCAUUUACGAGAUUUCUUGGUGGAGGAGCGAACGAAUAUCGGUGACGCCAUGACAUCCAGCAAGAUUCAACUACAAAUUUCGGCGCGGCAGGUGUCCGUCAGUCAAGACAAGGUGUUCUUGGCGCAUAUCUGCGCGCUACACACGCACCUUUGUCAGUCAACCAGACAGCUCGGUCGAUCUCGGGUGCUUCUCUUCGAUCUUCUUAGGGACAACCCGAACAUCAGGGGGCUCUACUUCGCUGCGAUUAUGGUGGAGACUUACCCAGCCAUACUGGAGCGUAGUUUCGACCAGCAUUGCGUCGAGCGCCAAGAUAUGCUGAAGGAAACCCUACUACAAGCUCUGACUGCUAUCUCUUGCGUGGCUGCUGAAAGGCAAGAGCUGUUACUGCACCAGUCGAGUCACACGAUGCUGCAUCGCAUCGCUGAUGCCAUCCAGAUGCCGGAGCUGACGGAGCAGACCCUAGCUUCUCAAGAUCAUGGGUGCAGACACUCAGCGGAGUACUACGAGCUGGCCAAGAGUCUGGAGAUAUGCACAGUAGUGUUCGGUCUUGACGUCGUCACGCAGAUCUUCAGUAUCGAACGGUGUCAAGAGCUGUUUAGUCGUGGAUCUUUGGAGACCAAGGGUGGGAUCAUUUCGGUAGUGAGCCACAUUGCGCUGGCUGUGGCAUCGAAGGCGAGUGAUACGCAGAACCCCAGGUCUCGAACCGAGUUGUUUGUGGAGAAAGUCAUCGACUGGCUGUACAAUAUCGUAAAGGAAGAAUCGAGUGGCGAUGAUACUUCAACCGACGAUCGCUUCAAGCUGCUAGCCAAGUGUGCGGAAGUUUGUGUGGGGUUGACUUUGGAAUACUCAGCAGCGGCUGGGCUGGAUACCCGCCGUCGGGUGUUGUGUGCGUGGUACGCUGGUUUCAUGCAGCAUCAUCCGAUCAACUUGUCGGUUUGCCAGCAGCAUUUUUGA